ACAUAUUGUCACGUGAUAAUUUACCAGCUGUAACAUAUCACAUGAUCUCGUCCAUCAACAGCAAAGUCAAAGAACGAGGAAAGCCAGUUAGCAGUCUUAAACUUGAAAUUGAAGCUCCAAAUACGUGAUAACAAUACAGGCUUGAGAGUUCAAGCUUAGCUACAGUUCCAACUACCAUCUAUACCACAGCUUCAAAUGUGCACCAAUUAUUUAAAAGCGUAGCACUGAUGUGAUGAUGAUUCUAAUGGCUGGUUCUUAUGAAGAAUGUUGAAUAUUUGGACCUGAACUGGACCUGAACAUUGUUGAAUCGGAAGUUGGGAACUAAAACAUGGAUUGCAUCGCUGUCAAGAAGGCUGCCAGGGACUAUUGCUCGGUGAAGAGCUGGAAGAAUCGUUUCCCGAUCACAAAAUGGCUCCCAGGGUAUUCUUGCGGUUUCUUGGUCAGUGAUAUUCUUGCUGGAUUGACGGUUGGAUUGAUGGUCAUCCCGCAGAGCUUAGCGUAUGCCAGUGUGGCCAAGCUUCCAAUCCAGUACGGCUUGUAUUCAUCCUACAUGGGCUGUUUUGUGUACUGCAUUCUGGGAGGAGCUAAAGACGUCACCAUAGGACCCACGGCCAUCAUGUCUCUUCUCGUCUCCUCCUACGGCAAACAGGAUCCCGAUCAGCAUACUGGCAUCCAUGAGCCAUCGUACGCCAUUCUACUUGCAUUCCUCUGCGGUAUUAUACAGCUGAUAAUGGGCAUAUUCCAUCUAGGAACCCUGACCGGGUUCAUAUCCGCAUCGGUGGUUGCCGGUUUCACUACAGCAUCUGCCAUCACGAUUGCAUUUGGGCAAGUUAAACACAUACUGGGUAUUCAUUUCUCAUCGGGAAGUUUCGCCGAGGAUGUUUAUAAUACCUUCAAAUACAUUCCUGAUACAAACCCAUGGGAUGUUCUUAUGGGAGUUAUUACAAUUGUUGCUCUAGUUCUACUUACACUUAUUCAAAAAGAUACUGUUACAUGGGAAAAGAAAGGUUGGCAAGAUGCUUCCAUGGCAACCAAAGUUUUAUGGAAAUUCUUAUGGUUCAUGGGAACAGCUCGCAAUGCUUUGGUUGUUGCAUGUGGUAUGUUAGUGGCUCUGGCAUUGGAGUCAUCGGGUCAUGCUGACGUCAUCACCGUGACGGGCAAUAUAAACAGUACUGGACUUCCUUCGUUCAAACUCCCAAACUUUCAUCAACCAGAUAUAUUAGGGGUUUUCAACAUUGGCAUUGCAUUAGUACCAAUUAUAGGGUACUUUGAAUCAAUUGUCAUUGGAAAGGGGUUUGCUCGUCAGAGUAACUACAAAGUUGAGCCAAACCAAGAACUUGUAGCAAUAGGUGUAUGCAACAUAGCAGGCUCCUUUGUGCAAGCAUAUCCAGUAACUGGUAGUUUUUCCAGGACUGCUGUGAAUUUCCAGAGUGGCGUCCGAACCCCCGCUGCGGGUAUCUUCACCGGUGCUGUGGUGAUGUUAGCCAUAGCAUUCCUAACGCCCCUCUUCAGGUUGAUACCGGAAGCCACCCUCGGUGCCGUCAUCAUUGUAGCUCUUAUUAAACUCAUUCAGCUUCCCAUCAUCAAGAGUUUGUGGACAAUUAGAAAGUUGGACCUUCUUCCGUAUGUAGUGACACUGCUCGCUUCGUUGGGCCUUGAUGUUGCGUAUGGAACGUUGAUCGGUAUCGGAGUGGAUCUUGUCAUCUUACUCUUCCCCGUGGCAAGACCGUCGAUCAAGAUUGAUUCAUCUCAUCAGCUCAAUGAUCUUGAGUUUUCAUCCUCAUCACAAUCACACCAAUUACAACAGGUCCGAACGGAGUCCAUUUCCGUGAUCACAGUAGACAGUAGCAUCCGUUAUCCAUCUAUAGAUUAUAUCAGCGAACAGAUCACGCAGCUGAGUUACUCUGUGGACCAUCCUACCAAGCUGGUCCUGGACUUCUACCGAGUUAACAUGAUAGACUAUACAGUGGUCCAGGGCUUGUCUGAUCUCAUGGUCGACCUGAGGAGAGCCGGAGUCAGAGCUGCUUUCGCCAAUGUCUUGCCUUCGAUCAAGGAGCAGCUGAAUAAGGGAGAUAUUUAUCAGCUUCAGAUAUACGACACGGUUCAAGACGCCAUCUGGAGUCUAGCAGAGGACGUUGGAGAGGAGAAACUUGACCGUGAAAACAGUGGCGUGAAGGCGUAGAUCAGAGACCCCAGUUUUCCAUUUUCUUCAAUGCCAGUUCCGUGAUCUUCAGGGUUCCAGGAAUCACAUUCUGUGUUUAUCUGUAACAUGUAUGAUGGGGAACCUUAAUUCUACACACUUUGUUUACAAACGGUAACAAUUAUGCCAAUUUGAAUAUUUGAACAAAUUAUCUUGCACUGAUUUGUGGUAAAUAUUCUAAAGAUCCUUUACCAAGAAGAAAAUACCACUAUUCCCCAUGAUACAAAAAUCCCGCUGUGUUUUCUGAACACCUCUUGAUUUUUGCCGCCCGAUGUACAAGGGGUCCUAUAGCUACGCACUCGAUUUAUCAUGCAAAGAAAUAGUAUUUCUCUGUGCCUCAAUUUAUAAAAUAUGUUUAUAUUAUUGUAGAAAAAUAUGAAAUUAAAGUGAAUAUAACUCUGCUGGUUUUCUCUGCACUUAGUGAUUUAUUGCAGGCUCUGUAGAAAAAUUGAAUAGGAAUCGUUAGUCACACUGCAGUCACAGUUCCGUACUUAAACACAGAGUGCGCAUUUUGCCAUUGAAAUGGCAUGCGCAAUGAGUGGUUCGUAGCUUUAGGACCCCCUUACCAUACAAAACAUGUUACAAAGCUAUUGUAAACAUAUCUGAGGAAAUCUUCAAAGUUUCCAUGCAGAUAAGGCUUGGCAAACACAUGCUAAACACUAUGAACUGGGCUCCGUCUUACAUAGAGUUACGAUUGAUCCGAUCAAUCUUAACUAUGGACGGCCAGCAACGUCAACAUCUAUUUUGCAUAUUUUUUCAAAAUAUUUCUUAGCUAUGAUGUAUAUUCAUGCAUUCAUUGUUUUUUUGAAAAUUCACUGCACUUCUCUUUGCAUACAGAGGAUAUUGUGCAAGUUUUUCGAAGAAAACAAUUAUGACACUGAUCGAUUUCCAUAGAGUUACGAUAGAUCUGAUCAAUCGUAACUCUUUGUAAGACAGGGCCCAGGUUUGAUGGGCUAUUCUCCACUUUAAUCUGCAGUUUCGUUUUAUUGUGUUUCCCCACAUUUUCGCAUUUUCAUUGACGUCUUUGCGCUGCCAUCUUAGACCCUAAAGCAAUUGUCUUGCAUGAGUUGGUGAUUUGCAGCUGCAGCAUCUCUGACAGCUCCGUUUACAGGUAUUGCUAUAUCUUCUAAGGGAGGAUGCUGUGAGAUUAUAACGUCAUAUGCACAAUGUCUCUUCAAUUUUUUUUGGCCUGGAAAUUUUUUUUUCAUGAAAUUCUGUGAGCUCUGUGAAAAUUUUCUAUUUUCGGUUUUGCGGAAAACUGGGGGGUGUGGCAUGAAAUUCUUUUGUUUAUUACUACGUGUGUGCGUUCUCCGUUUUUUCUGUCCACUCGACAAAAUUUCUUAGGCAACUGAAUUAUUACAUUGUUUUUUAUGAUUGAAAUCACACUUAAUUUGGCCAUUAUUUGACAUGUUGACAGUAAGAAUGAUUUUGAAGGUAAGAUGUCUUUCAUGAGAAUUUUUAUACACUUGUCAGUUUCGACUAGUUUGAAACUAGAUGUAUUCUAUAUAUGUACAUGUAUAAGUUUUUAGUGUUAAAAUUUGAAGAUAUUUUCAUGUCAAUUGGUGUAUGUGGGAAUCAAAUUGAGCCUGAAUCUUUUUAUUCCUUUUUUUUUGUUUUCCAUUUAAUAAUAAUUAUGAUGAUGAUAAUAUGCAACAUUUAUACAGUGCUUAAUGCAAUGUUUCUAAGCACUGCAUACUAAUAGCACUCAUGGUAUAAUAUUAUUACUUAAAUAUUAAUUAUGACUUGCCUUUCCCCCUUUUAUGUGUUCAAUAAUCAUACGAUUAUUAAAUAUUGACAGGCCUUGAGGAGAACAUCAAAUGUGUUGCCCGCACCAGAAUCAUAUUGGCCCAAGUCUUUAGACGAGGGCAAUAUGUUUCUUUAAAGGGCAAUAUAUUUGAUGUUUCCCGAAAGAAGAAUCAGUCAAUAUUAUUACUGUUACCUACAGCUGUAUUAUAUGUUUCAAGCUAUUAUUUGGAACAAUAUAUAUGCCUGUUUACUCAGCACUACUUUUGAUGUCAGGUUAUCAACAAAAUUAGCAAAGUAAUCCUUGCUAAGCGAUUGUAACGUAAAUUGUUACCACGCAGUCGCGCAUCAUGCAUGGUGCGCACAUGCACUUGACACGUAAAAAUCUUGAGCUUGGGUGUGAUCAGCUGGGAAUGCAUAUGCACUGGUCGCGCCUAAAUUAUCUACGAUGCAUUGGUUCACAAACUUGUUCCAACCAGAUUUCGCAAAUACUGAAAUUAGCAUUCAAAUCGGCUGCUACUGCGCAAGCGCAAUAGCAGAAAUAUGGCCAAUAUUGCCCUCUGUUUUUGUACAGUAUUCCCAUGGGCAAAGCCCGAGGAAGGCAACGUGGCAAAUGUCUACCCUGUUGGUGUCGGAUCGAAAGUAGCGAGCGAAAUGUGACAUUUAUUUAUCUGCUAUAAUGCCUUGUACAGGUAAUAAUUUGGCUUAUAUUUCACAUAAAACACUAAUAGCUUUAAUAUUCAUUUUCAUAUCUGAAAUCACUAUAGAAUAUGAAAUAAACAUUUAAUUGUUUCCUCAGCCAUUAUUUUAUUGAUAUCUUUCACUAAGACAGAUAAAGACUUAGAUUUUUCAGAUUACAUAUACCGGUACUUCUAACGGAGGGGGAUAUGAUAUAUUAUUGAAAGUAAAUAAUCACAUAGAAUAACCAUUGUAUUUUUUAUACUCCAUGGCCCAUAUUUUGAAGUCUGGUUUAACCUAGGUCAUGGUCUAAUUCUGUGUCAAAUUUAUGGGAAGCUUAAAAUAAAAAAUUAUAUUUCUGUGUUUUUUCAUUUCAUCAUGUUGGUUAAAUUUCCAAUUCGUCUACUGCCAACUCAUCCACUCACCACAUGGUCUACUUUCAUAAUAGUCUUAUGCCAUUCCAUCCAUCAACAUUUCGUCUUAACAGCCAUUUGGUCCAAUCAUCACUUGGGCAAUUCCAUAGGUUGGUGGACAUGAGCUCAAUGUGUCUUUGUACAUAUAGCCCAUCUGAACCCUAACGUGAGUAACCACUUUAAAUGCACCCCUAGUAAAAACCAUUUGUUCUUUAUUUUUUGAAUUAUAUACAAAUUUGUCUCCCUAAUAUACAUGUACUUCUUUGAAAUGGAUAUAAUCAACUUUCAUAAAAGCCUUGCAUGAGGACACUUUUCACAUAUGUCCACUUUUCAUUUUAUGCAUGUCCAAAUCAUGUAACAUGAGCGACCGACACAUUUCAAAGAUUUGCCAGGAGCAUAAUGAAAUUUCCCAAGUUUUGUUUUUAUACAAAGGAUAGUCAGAGUGCGUACUAUGUUGUGAUAAAGAGAUGUUUAGUUCCUAUCAAUAAUAAUGGAGUUACAGCUCCAAGUAUGAGUCAAGGUGUCUCCAAAUGUAACGUGAGUAACCGUGGAAUAGCCCACUUCACCAUUUCGUCUUUGACCAUCUCGUCUCAGAACCAGUUGGUCUAAUAUCUAUCUCAUUUUCAUUCAUUCUGCACAACUAACAAUUAGACCAAAUGGUAUAUGGACUAAAUGGAUAUUGGACCAACUGUUUAUUAGACAAAAUGGUGAGUGGACGAAUUGGCAUGAGACCAUGUGGAUAGUGGAUGAACUGAUGGUAGACCAAGUGAUAGUAGAUGAGUUGGCAAUUGGACGAAUUGAAAAUAAACCAUUAUAUUAUGCCCAGAUGGUAAUGAAUGAUCCGAGUGAUAGACGAGUUGAUAAUCAAACCUGUACUUAUAGAGAUUGUGUCACAAUUGGCUAUCCAAAGUUAAACAACAACUUAAGAUCAAAGUUUUGAUUAAACCUGAGUGCAGAAUACGGGUCUGUGUGUGUAUUGUUGGUGAAAAGCAUCCUAAUUACCCAGAAAUUUAUUGUACAUUGAAUGAAAGAGCGUCAUUCAUCAUGUUAGUACUCAAGGCACCUCUGAUUUUAAAACAGUUUAAAUAGGUGAUUAUCUUAUAUUCAGUGUACAUUUUUCUCUUCAUGAGAAUUAAUAAAGAUUAUAUUUUGAUACUUU
Messenger RNA from Lytechinus pictus (painted urchin), 6193 nucleotides. RefSeq names its product sodium-independent sulfate anion transporter-like. The record is from RefSeq and is a predicted model, not a curated record. The coding region runs from base 329 to 2182 and encodes 617 amino acids. Gene Ontology annotation, molecular function: sulfate transmembrane transporter activity. Lineage: Eukaryota; Metazoa; Echinodermata; Echinoidea; Temnopleuroida; Toxopneustidae. Gene Ontology annotation, biological process: transmembrane transport. The transcript is spliced from 14 exons. Gene Ontology annotation, cellular component: plasma membrane.